This is a messenger RNA of Funneliformis geosporum, 954 nucleotides long. NCBI's taxonomy places the organism in Eukaryota, Fungi, Glomeromycota, Glomeromycetes, Glomerales, Glomeraceae. The record is from the annotation of a GenBank genome assembly.
AUGGGAAAAAAACUUUCAAAAUUUGAUCAUAGAAAGAAUAUUACUGCGGUACAACAACGCGAAAUUCAAAGUAUCUAUUGUUAUAAGGGAGAUCGCAAAUUUUUGAACGUAUCUAAUGUAAAUUACAUGUAUCCCAUCGAUGAUAAUGAAAGCGAUAGAAUACAAGAAAAUUAUAAUCUUUAUCGUUACGUAUGGAAUGAUAACUUUUCUGCUCCUAUAAAAGAUAUAUUGAAUUCUAAUAAUACGCAGGUGCUUGACAUAGGAUGUGGACCUGCGAUGUGGACAUUAGAGAUGGCGACCGAAUAUCCAAAAUCUAGAUUCGUAGGAAUUGAUAUUGCGCCUACAUUUCCAAUUCGUGUGAAACCGAAUAAUGUUGAAUUUCUACAAGAAAACAUACUUACUGGUUUGCCACAUGCAGACAAUACAUUUGAUUACGUAAUUUGCAGAUUCAUGAUGUUUGCAUUCACUACAAAGGAUUGGGAAAUUGCCAUAAAAGAAAUCUGUAGGGUAUGCAAGGUUGGUGGUCACAUUGAAUUCAUGGAGAAGGAUAUCUUAUUUUGGAACGAAGGAAAUUUCACGAGAAAAGCAAGGUUAACUUUCGUGGAAGAAUUACGAACGAAAAAGAAAAUUGAAACGGUAAUAACCCCAAAAAUUCCACGAUUCAUUGCCGACACAAAACAAUUCCCGGUAAUAUAUCAUACGGAAAGGAACGUUCCAAUAGGCAAAUGGGGAGGGGUAUUGGGCGAAAAUUAUAAAUUUAUCUAUACAUGGGGUGCUAAAAAUUUAAAAAGUAUAAUGAAGGAUUGUGGUUAUAAUGAAAGGGAAUGGGAUUCGGUUAUUGAUAAAUGUAUGAAAGAACUAAGUGAAAAUGAUGGUUAUGAUAAAAUUCAUAGAUUUUGGGCCCAAAAAGAGGAAUUACUACAGCAUAUCGAAAGCUAUGUUAUCGAGGUGUGA